Messenger RNA from Pseudomyrmex gracilis, 3727 nucleotides. RefSeq lists its product as uncharacterized. The record is from RefSeq and is a predicted model, not a curated record. Gene Ontology annotation, molecular function: ubiquitin protein ligase activity. The coding region runs from base 340 to 2448 and encodes 702 amino acids. NCBI's taxonomy places the organism in Eukaryota, Metazoa, Arthropoda, Insecta, Hymenoptera, Formicidae. The transcript is spliced from 13 exons.
GAUGGUAUCGCGGUUGUGCCAGAUGCCAGAUGUACGCCACCGAACGGACCCGUCUACGUCGGUGUUCGUAAAUUCUUUUCGAUUUUAUUAAUAUUGUUAAUUUGACACACGCAGGAAUUUAAUUAUAUACCUACGUUUUCGUUUCUCACAUGGAUUGGACUUUGGUAAAAUUUGUGGUGUCUCAGUUUCGAAAGUAAUGCUGGCGUAGAACGCAUAAGAAGCUAUGAUAUAGGUAACAUCGGUGUGUCACGGAAAAUAAAUCUGAUAAAAAUGACAUGGUGAAGAUACGCUUAUCAUUUUGACGAAAGCGUUUAAGGGAGUAACAAGUAAACAGGUAGAAUGGAGGAAAGUUCAGAAAAUGUUUGGCAUAAGAGUAAACCUGAAGAACAAGGUGAAUUGUUUCAUAGAGAUUCUGCGGCAUCUGUAGACACUAAUUCGACAUCAUUAGCUGAUAUAUUUGAUACAGCAUUUACAUCAACAGUUGAUCCCUCUCCUCAAUCUCGAUUUCAUUCAGGUAAUGAAAUGGAAUGUGAGCCUUUAUUUGCAGAAAGUGAUAUUGAAGAUUCAGAUGUAACAGCUAUAAGUCCUUAUGCAAAUACAGCUCAUUCAACUGCUUCUGAAAAUAAUUUUGUUUAUGGAAAUUAUGUAACACAAUCAGAUACAACUGGCGAUUCCCAAGAAUAUUGGCAAUCUAAUCUCAUAAAUUGCAACAUGUGCCAAAAUAGGCAAGAAAGAAGCUCUAAAAAGGAGCCUCUUACUCGGCAAUUAAAUAACUCGUGUGAAGAGAGACCAUGUGAUAAUUAUAGAAGAAAAAGAAUUUUGCAAGAUCGUGAUUUGGCAGUCAAACAUAAAGCUAGAAAGAGUGAAGAUCAGAAAUUAUUGAGUGGUCAGCAACCAGACAGUCUGAGUAUAGCUGGACCUUCUAGACAAUCAGAUCAUCCUAUUUCUAACAAUAUAUCAAGAUCAACGGAAAAUACGGAUGGUUUACCAAAUUUAGGAAGUGAUAAUGCCAGUGAAUCUAAUAAUUUUGUUCACUAUCGUUCAGUUAUGCCAAAUGUGAUAUCUCCUCAUGAAGUACAUUCAGUGCAUACAUCUCGAAAUGACGACACUCCAUUGGCGCCUGAUUUACAACUAGAUUGGUCCUCCAGUAGUGAUAGCGAUGACGAAGACGGCUCAGUUGAAGUACUUGGAACUGUUAAUCGUAAUACCAAGAAUUCAUUAGAAAAUACGAAUGAAGAUAACCGUACGGUUACUGUAGUUGAUUUAACUGUAGAAUCUGAUGAAGAACAUGCACCAACUACGCCAGCGAAUCCUGUUGUAGUUAAUCCUUGGUCAUCAAGCUAUAGUCAUAGAAAUAAUCCACACUGUAUGUAUGGAUCUUCACUAUAUACAGAUUAUUUUAAUCAUUUGCAUAGCAUACACUCGUUACAUAAUAACAUGUACCACAAUCACAGAAUGCCUAUUCACUCAGGCUACGGAUCUGUAGGAGCGGAUGUAUCGGUAAAUGUAUCGAGGCCCCGCAUGAAUCCUGUUCAAGAAAGAUUAUGGAUGAAUCAACAACGUAUACAAGAAUUGCACAGACGACGACUUUAUCAUAGAACUUCUCCGCAUUACUCUGCGGGACUACUACCAUGUACUGCGGGACACAUGCAUUCGCCGACGCAACACACUUGUGGAGGAAUGGAAAACAGCAAUCCUUCGAGUGCACGAUGCACUAAUAACAACGGAACGGACAAUGCGACGCAUACAGAAAGUUAUCCUCCUCCUCCCAUUCUACCUCCGCCGCAGCAACCUACCGUUUACAGCCAUCCUGAAGCUCGGGGACCACCUAACUUCUUCAGAGGACCGUGUCCUGUUCUGCCUAUAAUCGUCAAUCCAUUGAGUGGUGUGGAAGAAAUGGAACCACCUCCUCCGGUAAUGCUGCCCUCGAUGCCGGUGCAUCAACACGUGCAUCAUCAUAUGUAUCAUUACGAUCCGCAUCAACGGUCGUCACAACGAAUGCAUCAUGUGCACAUCAGUUUUCAUCCACAUGCGCAGGAUAGUGCGCAAACACCAUUGAUGUCGCCGUUUGCGCCGUUGGGUUUUUCUGAUUUUGUGCUGCAAGGACCACGACAUAUAUCAGCUCGACUGGAUAAUUAUAUGCGCAUUGUUGAUCUGCGACGUAUGGCUCAUAUAAGUUGUGGGGCUACACAAGAAUCUAUUGAGAGUCACACAUUCCCUCAUAAAUACAAACGGAUGAAAAAGGUUGAGAACGGGGAAGAUGCUAUUGAAAAGUGUACAAUAUGUUUGUCUGAAUUUGAAGAUUGUGAAAGUGUCAGGAGGCUUCCAUGCAUGCAUUUAUUCCACAUUGAUUGCGUCGAUCGAUGGUUAUGCACUAAUAAACGCUGUCCUAUAUGUCGAGUGGACAUUGAAACUUUUCUUCAUAAAGAGCUCACUACAUCGGCAUAGUUUAAGGUUUUUCUCACAUCCGCUUUGUUUUUAAAAAAAUAAUCAGGUAACAUUUAUAUAAUAUUAAAUAUUUCAAGAUAAUUUAUCCAAGGGAAAUUUAUAUUGGGUCACCAUUGCAAACAUAAAUUGAUGGUGUAAACAUGUUAUGGAUAAUCAAAAUAAUAUCAAAUCACACGCUGAAGUUCCUUUUGAGAAGGUACGAAGAGUUGUAACUGUUCAAUUUUAUGGUAGAUCUACCUGCGAUAUAUAUUGGUUAUCCAUUGUUAUCGAGGUUGUGUGUAUGUGCGUGUAUGUGUGUAUGCGCGUGCGUGUGUUUAGUACACUUUAACUUAUGAGAAAACUUGAAUUUGUAAAUAUUUAAUUGACAUCCAAUGUAAAUUUUUGUAAUGUUUGUAUUAAAUUUGUAACCUUGACAAAAAUUCUAACAUUACAUGUUACAGUACUGGUGACAAUUUAAAGAAUAGAUCCAUUUUAAUUUUGUCUUCGUACACUGAUAUGUAUCUAUUAUAACAAGUUCUUGUCGAAACUUUAAUAAUAUUAACAUGAAUAUUAUACAUUUUGGAAAGUUAUUUGCAAUUGUUGCAAGAUGUUACCAAUUGUCCUACAUUUGAAAAUAUCAGUAGUAUAUUUUUUCAAUCAAUUGACGUAUCGUUUUUUUCUAUAUACGUAUAUUAUCACAAAUGAGAGUGCAGCGUCAAUUACAUAAACUAAUACCGAAAUUAAAAUCAACAUAAGACAAAACAAUCAACAAAAUUUUAAUUUUUUUUGAUCAAAUUGUUCGUAUUUUAAUUUUUUUCUGAAUAAUAUACUGACGCUAAGCCAAAGAUUUAGCCUAAGUAGUGUAAAUAACGAUUAUCUGAUCUAUGGCAUGAUUACGUGAUUUUAAACUUAAGAGAAAAAAUAGCCAUUGCACCUAUAUAAAGAAUAUUACAAAAAAAAUCAUUCUAUUAUCAGGCCUUAUAUGAUAUGUAUUGUCACUUCUGUGUAUAUAUACAUACAUAUAUAUAUAUACACAUUCUGUUAUAAUGGAAUCAAAAAAAUACUACUGUCCUAUGAUAAUCCAUGGUAAAGAUACAUCGUGUUUUUUACCAUUACCUUUACUAGUACCUUCAGUAUUGAAGUUGAAUGUAAUACAAAUCAUUUUAUUUUGUUAAAUGUGCGAUAUAAAAUAUAAUAUAUAUAUAUAUAUAUAUAAAAUAGAUAGCAUAAAAAAAAACAAAUAACAUUACAAGAUUUUCCAUUAUAGGUUUGACAGUAAAAAAAAAAAAAAAAAUGAAUU